Messenger RNA from Hirundo rustica (Barn swallow), 4126 nucleotides. RefSeq names its product transmembrane protein 123 (gene TMEM123). Gene Ontology annotation, molecular function: nucleic acid binding; zinc ion binding. NCBI's taxonomy places the organism in Eukaryota, Metazoa, Chordata, Aves, Passeriformes, Hirundinidae. The transcript is spliced from 5 exons. Gene Ontology annotation, biological process: viral process. Bases 2195 to 4126 code for a protein of 643 amino acids. The record is from RefSeq and is a predicted model, not a curated record. Gene Ontology annotation, cellular component: cytoplasmic vesicle.
GUAAUGAAGACACGAACGGCACUAAAGACAUGAACAGUACUAUUCCGAUUCCAGGCAAUGGGUUGCCAGACAAUAGUUCAUCCGUUGUCACUGCAUCAUCCACAGAAUCUACAUCAACAUCUGCAGGAGAGGAACUGAAUUUUCAUAAUUGUAACAAGGUGUGUCUACCAGUACUGCUCAUCUGACCAGUGCCAGUCAGCCCAACACCACCACCACGUCUGUGAUCCUGACAACUCAGCCCACCAAAACCAACCAGACAGCAACACCUACCGCAGCUUCACCAGUCACAUCGCUACAAGCCAAUAUUACAGUGGUGACCACUUCUAAGACUUCCUCCACUUCCGUAACAGCUGACCUGUAUCUCAAAAUAUGUCAACUGGCUUGGUAAAAAGACUGAGUUCUGUUAGCAGUGUAAUGAAUGUUACCCUAACAGAGAAUAGAGCAUGACUGCAUGGGUCACCCCUUAUGUAAAAGCUGUCAAAUACAGUUUAACUGUACCCAAUAAUGCAAAAACAGUGAGUGCAGAAUUCAGUAUUUCUUUGCACUUAGCUUUGUUCCCAUCACUUCAUGCUUGCACUUCUAAACACAUCAGGAGUGCUCCCGUGUCAGUGGAGUGUCUUUGGGUAGGUGAAGGUGUCACCAGAAGAACUUGAUCAUGUAACACUGUAUGUAGCAAGUACAAACAGAAGUGGGCACAGACUGGGUCUUUAGGUGGGAGUUUGUAGCAAAUGUAACCAGUUAUAGCAGCGAAACAGCUAUGGCUUAUCUGAGGUCAUGUUGUGUCAAUGUUUGUGUCGGGCUGUGUGGUGGUGUGAGAAUUGUUUUAUUAAGUUAUGAAGUUAUUUUUGUAAGAUUUUUAAGUUAUUUUUAUAAUGGUUUAGUUCACUGUACACCCCUGUGUUCUGCAUUGGUUUUCCCUUCUGCAUCGGUUGUUUUGUCUAUUGUAAAACCCGACGUUUUCUGUCAUUCAUCCCUUCGCUGCACCUGUCGCUGUCAAUCCCCGCCCCCCCCCUCCUCGUGGUCGCCUGCCUGUUACUCAGAGACCCUUCCCUGGCUUCUAGAAUCCUCAGGGAAGGGUGCCGAGUGAUAGGCUGGGGCCCGGGAGACCCCCUCCCAUCAUUUUGUGAUUGGUCCCCAGUUCCAUGGUUCACACCCCCGGUUAACCCCCCCGAUCCCUGUGACUGGCUGACCGGUUGUCGCCACCCCCGUUUCCACCCCACUUUAAAAGCUCGUGCACGCCUGCCCCCGGGGUCUCUUCUGGGCUGUGGGUCAGAGAGUGCUGAGCCCCGUGCUGCCUCUCCCCCUGAAUAAAAUCCUGUUUAACUGAGCCCAGAGGAGUCCGCCUUUUGAUUAGCUGCCGUGGGUUGCAUACGCCAUCUGCUGGCCGUCGCUGAGAGGGGAACCAAGACCCACAGGGAGGAGGUGGCUCACCCGGUUUGCCACCCCGACCUCACACGUUGCCGCGGUGCAGGAGACUGAGCUAGCCCGUGGCCGCGCUCAUCAGCGCAAGGAACAGCACCGCGACAGCGGUUGGCGCCCAGUUCGUGGGGCCCCCACCCUCAGGACACGAGGCGGACCCCGCGGCACGGACUGAGGCUGCAAGAGCCUGAAGAAAAGUCCUUGGACGCCCCGCUACCCUUGGUCGAGCGGCUUCGUAAGAUCACGCUCCCAAGGGACGAAGAGGACAGCCUGAAGCGCCCAGCAGGUCCUCUUCAGGCAGUUAAUCUCGAGACCCCAGGCUUUAUCGCAUCCCAGGAGGGGGUAAGCCUUCUUCGUGAGGGGGCUUACUUUCGGAGGGUGCUCCCGGUGUGGAGACCCUAAUUUCGGGAGGGAUCCUCCAGGAGUGGGGGGGAUCCCAGGCUGCGCAGCUCGGGGGGGUGGUGGUUAGCCUCAUCCCCCUGCGGAUUACUCUCCUCGGGGUGCUCUUUUGUUCUUUUUAGUUUUGUAAACUUUAAGUUUCGGGCAGUUGUCUUUUGGGUGGAAGUGUCCACAGGGGUUUUAGACACUGCGAUUUUAUUUUUCGGUGCGGACCCCCCGGGUUUGGGUUUCAGGUUUUGCCCGGUUUUAGGGGAGUGACCUCCGCGUUCAUUUUCUGUUAAGUUUGCUUUUGUCUGGGUGUCAUCGAGUGGGCAGCAGGCAAGGGGGAUUUGUUAGGUGUCCCCGAGCCCCUGAUUUUGGUUUCGGUUUCGGAGAGAUGGGCGCAAAACUCUCCGCUGCCCAAAAAGGUGUGUAUUAUAGUUUUAAGUUGGUUGUGGAGCUCGCCCAGUUAAAGGUUUCGAGGGGCGAGCUCAAGGGGUUUGUGAGGUGGCUUUUCCUGCACUUUCCUCAUGUGUCCCCGGAGCAGGUGUACAGCCCCAAGUUUUGGACGGUUGUACAAAACAAAAUCCAUAAUUUGGCACUCUCAGGGGACAAACAAGUCUCCAAAUUCCUCAGUUUGGCUUUGCAGCUUUCAGCUGCUGUUACACAAAUGAAUAGGAAAGUGCAGAAACAGCCACGUCCAAGACAACCUGCCCUUUGUUCUCCCUGUCCCUCCGUCCCUUCUCCUUGUCCCCAGAAGAGAAUUCUGAAGGGAGCAGCAGGACCCCAACCUGCUGGCUCAGGCUCCCCCAGGAAUUCUCGACCCCCCCGCCCGGGCAGUCCUAGCCAGACUGCUCGGGGUUUCUUGGGCAGCCCUGGCCGGGAUGCUCAAGAAUUCCACCCUUCCCCAUCUUACCCAGUUAAUAAACCUCAUGUUAGAUUUAGUCUAGCUGAGACUCCCCAACCACAAAAUGGCUCCCCUACCCCUUAUCCCCAAGAUGGAGGAGACCGCAUGGCACGGUCUUCCCCAUCCCCCUACCCUCCUUCCUUCAAUCCCUUUCUUCCUGCCCUUGAUGAGCCCAACCCCUUCCUCUCCUCAGCCCCUCCUAUCCCCCAAAAGACUCCACCCAUGCUUCCUCCCUCUUCCAAGACCACUCCCACAGCUCCUCCCAGCUACUCCUCCCACGGGAACGCCCACAUGACAUCAUCGGGUUCCCAAACCACGCCCCCUGCCGGAAGACCUGCCUCCUCGGCUUCUGGUUCCCACGCUCCCCCUGCUGGUUCCCACGCUCCCCCUUCCGGUUCCCACGGUCUGGGCCCGGAGGGGGCGGGGCCAGGGCCUGAGCCUGCAGGGAUGCAUGAGCCUUCCCCUGUUCCUUUGGUAUCCCCAGUCGUUUAUAAAGGCUCCCGAGGAGGGCAGCGGGUCCGAGCGAUCCAUCACCCGUUCCCCCAGUCCACCAUCCGGGAUCUGUGCAAGGCCCAUCGAGAUUAUGGGCGGGACAGCCCCUAUUUCAGGGGUUUGCUCCGUUCAGAUCUCGAUGCUGCUGUCGUUAUUCCUGCGGACCUGAAGCAGCUGUUCUCCUGCCUGCUUGACUCAACAGAGUUCAAACUGUGGGUGGCAGCAUGGAGGCAGCAACUCAGGGAGGCCUUGCCCAGUCUCCUCCGAGACCCGGAGACUGCGGUGGACGACAACGGGAACCCCCUCACUUUAGAACACCUUAUGGGUGAGGGGAGAUGGGCCGACCCAUCGGACCAAACCUCAGAUAUCCCCAUCAAAGCCCUCCAGAUUGCCAGGGAGCAUGCGGUCUCCGCAUUUUUUGGAAUGGUGCCAGACGGCCCGGUCGUACCCUAUUACAAGAUCAUGCAGGGGGCCAAGGAAAGUUUCACUAAGUUCGUCGAGCGGCUCACCCGAGCAAUCGAGGUGCAAGUAAUGGAAGUGGCGGUAAGGGAUGGGAUCUUGAGAGAGAUGGUGUUUGCAAAUGCAAAUAACAUGUGCCGGAGUGCAAUUUUGAGUCUCCCUCUGGACCCCCCUCCAACCCUUCCGGAUAUGCUCAGGGUGUGUCAGCUAAAGGUCCCCUACAUGCAGGGAAACGACCGGGAAGGGAAAUCAAUAACACCAAGAGUUUCAGCAGUGUCUGGCACCCAAGGACCGACACGCGGACCGUAUGUGCCCCAGAAGAACCGGUGUCUAAUCUGCCGGGAGCCCGGGCACUGGGCGAACACCUGCCCACUGCGGGAUGCCGUUGAAGCUUUGAAAAAGAAAAGGGGGGAAGGCGGGGGGAGUGGGAACAGGGGAGGGUCGGGAGAUAGCUCCCGACAGUUAAACUAA